CGAGCGCACUAUCACUUCCGGUUGUUCUCAGGCGGCAAUAUGGCGGACAGGCGGCGGCGGCGCGCGUCUCAGGACAGCGAUGAGGAGGAUGAGGAGGUGCCCGGGGCCGCAGUGGAAGUUGUUCCCGCUGCCCCUCGUGUCAUUGAUCUACCCGCAGUUCAAUCUCGCGAGGCCGAGUCCGAGUGUGAGAGUGAAGAUGGCAUAGGAGGUGAUGCUGUUGUACUCUCAGACUAUGAAAGUGCAGAAGAAAAUGGUUCUCAGAAAUCUGGGGGUGAUGAUGAAGAUGGAGAAUACAGUGAGGAAGAAGGUCCAAAGGAGGAAAUGAAAAAAAUCAAUGAUGAAAAUGAAUCCUUAAAAGAAGGCAAACCUGAAGAGAAGGGAACAGUAACAGGAGAGAGACAGAGUGGUGAUGGGCAGGAAAGUACAGACCCUGUUGAAAAUAAAAUAGGGAAAAAGAAUAGAAGACAACUAGAUGAUGAUGAGGAUCGAAAAAAUCCUGCCUAUAUCCCACGGAAAGGACUGUUCUUUGAACAUGAUCUCAGAGGACAUGCUGAACCAGAAGAAGUGAGGCCCAAGGUUCGUCAAAGGAAGCUCUGGAAAGAUGAAGGCAGAUGGGUGCAUGACAAGUUCCAAGAAGAUGAACAAGCGCCUAAAUCUAGAGAAGAGCUCAUUGCUCUUUAUGGAUACGACAUUCGGUCAGACAGAAAUCCCGAUGAAAUCAGGCCAAGAAGGAUAAGGAAACCCAGGUUCAGAAGUCCAAAUCGAGAUCCGGAAUGGCUGGCUGAACCACUACCAAGGCCUUACUUGCGUAAAGCUACCGGUAGUGAACCGACUCCAAGAACGUUUAACCACAAAAUGGGAGGUCUAGAGCGGAGAUCUCCAGCAAAGAGCUACUACAAACAUGCUUAUAACGAAGAAUGUGAGAAUAUGAGACCAGGAGAAGUAAAUAAUUCAAAAAGUUGCCAAUCUACAGGGAAUUUAUCUGCUGAUGAAAGCAACCUUGAGACACAGAGGCUUGAGCAGGGUUGGAUGCAGGAGAUUGUGGCAGACAGUUUGCAGUCAGUAAAGGACAAUAGUUCCAAACGGGAAAAUACCCAUGUUCCAAGCCAGACAUUUGCUGCUGAGAAUGUGCAGCAGCAGGUACAAGAGAAAACUAUAGAAAAGAAAUCCUACUCUCGCAUUCGAAGGACCAGGAACAAGGUCACAGAGGCAGGAAAGCCAUUGCUGACUGAGGAUGCUUCCCAACCAGGAUUGUUGGCUCCAGCUGACCAGCAACCUGUUCAAGCUGUCUCUCCUCCAGCACUGAAGACCGGCUCCUGGGAGACUCCCCCGGCUGUGGACUCCCCUUUGGCAGGGCUCGAAUGUGAGAUUUCUCAACUGAACGUAUCAGGACAAAACUGGACACCAAGUGGUCAGCCACAGUACAUCCAACCAAGAGAACUCCACGGAAUUUCCAGUUCAAUACACAUAAGUAGUGCUGGAGCACAGUAUAACCGAGUGGAAGAGAUGGCAAUUCAAGGAGGUCGAGCAAAACGUUAUUCAUCUCAAAGGCAACGGUCUGUACCUGACGCUCCCCCACCACCUCCUCCUCCACCACCGCCGCCACCACCACCAGCCCCAGGACCUGCUCCUGCACCGCUCCACAUCGGCCUGAUGGAAGGACAUUACUACGAUCCACUACAAUUUCAAGGACCUAUAUACACACACAACGAAAGUCCAGCUCCUUUACCACCUCAAGGAAUGAUUGUCCAGCAAGACAUUCACCUUCCUCAUCCAGUCCCAGGUUUCAAUCAUCACCAGUCACCCAAUCACCUCACUAACUCGGGAUUGUAUGCUCCACAAGUUCCUAUGCCAACUGGACAGCCACCUCCACAGCAGAUGCUUGCUCCUUCCUACUUCACACCUGGAAUGAUGAACUUUGGAAAUCCUAGUUAUCCAUACACGCCUGGAGGCCUCCCACCUCACAUUUAUCCAACCACUCAGGCCCAGUCUCAAGUCUAUGGUGGAGUCACAUAUUACAAUACCGUACAGCAACAGGUGCUGCCAAAGCCAUCCCCUCCUAGGAGACCGUCUCAGCCGGUUACUGUUAAGCCACCACCUCCUGAGGACAACCGAAAUGAAAAGUCUAAAGAAAUGACUGAUGGUUAACAGCAGCAGCGAUGUGUUCAUAUCACUGAAAGAAUGUUUAGAAGUGGAUGAAACGUGACUGAUCUUGGUGCCAGCUGAUUGUUGCUGGUGCUCUGAUGUUACUAAUGUUACUAAUGUUCAUAGCCAUCAUUUAACUCUGGCUACAGAAUGUGUGGACCAGCCUUUCAGAAAGCAUGAGGACUUGUUGACUGACAGAAAUGAUUCCUCAGGGCUUGUCCUUCACUUGUUCAUAAAUAAGGCUCUGAACAGCUUUCAUUAUUGUAUGAAUGAUAUUAUAAAAUAAACCAGCAGCCAAUUACUUCUCAAUUUACUGCUCAGCCAAGUGCGGUUUUGCAGUUUCGGGAAGAGCAAAGGGGUAACCUCCAAACCAUCGAGCCUUUGUAUUUGAUAAAUCGUCAAGGCUGUGUCUUUCUGUAUUUCCAGAACAAGGUUGGUGUAACUACUAAUUUCAAAGAUUCUUAAACAAUUUUUUCUUUUCUCCUUGUGUAAGUUUGAUGCUGUAAGGUCCAUUGUGCAUUGUAAGCUGAUUGAAGUGCACGAUAAUAAAAAAUUAAAAAAGUUAGCUUUG
Messenger RNA from Callorhinchus milii (elephant shark), 2716 nucleotides. It is a transcript of the gene casc3, whose product is annotated as casc3 exon junction complex subunit. Bases 40 to 2148 code for a protein of 702 amino acids. The record is from RefSeq and is a predicted model, not a curated record. The transcript has 13 exons. Gene Ontology annotation, biological process: mRNA processing. Gene Ontology annotation, cellular component: exon-exon junction complex. Lineage: Eukaryota; Metazoa; Chordata; Chondrichthyes; Chimaeriformes; Callorhinchidae. Gene Ontology annotation, molecular function: mRNA binding.